CCACCAAGACAAAACAUGUUACCGGGUGAUGGUGAGAUGACAUCUUGUUAUUAUAUGUCAUUUCAAGAGUAUGUAUAUGGUGAAGGGAAAGCAGUUCCAUCCUCAGUACGGGACCAUUUUAGGAGAAAAGACGAAUCUUCGUCUAGUAUGUCGUCCAGUGGUCGCUCUCAUGGUAGAGAUAGGGGCAGUGGGAAACACAACCUAGACGAGGUGUUGAAACGGCUACAUGUACUGGAGCAGCAUGUGUUUAUGAACCGACAACCUACAGAGGUUGUGCAAGAUGAAGUGAUGAAUAAAAACAAUACAACUGAAAAUGUUUUUGGUGAUAUUCAAGACGACAAGGUGUUGGAGGAGAGGAAUGACUAUGCGGGGAACAAAUUUGAUGAUGAUGUGUUUGAUGUAAAUAAUUAUAGUGAAGUUAAAGAGGUUCUUAUAGUUACAUUAAUUUAUCUUUUGUUUUUAGUAGAUUAA
This is a messenger RNA of Lactuca sativa (garden lettuce), 471 nucleotides long. RefSeq lists its product as uncharacterized. Lineage: Eukaryota; Viridiplantae; Streptophyta; Magnoliopsida; Asterales; Asteraceae. The record is from RefSeq and is a predicted model, not a curated record.